This is a messenger RNA of Nematolebias whitei (Rio pearlfish), 1545 nucleotides long. RefSeq names its product glutathione reductase (gene gsr). The transcript is spliced from 12 exons. The record is from RefSeq and is a predicted model, not a curated record. Gene Ontology annotation, cellular component: mitochondrion; cytosol. Gene Ontology annotation, biological process: cell redox homeostasis; cellular response to oxidative stress; glutathione metabolic process. Gene Ontology annotation, molecular function: NADP binding; glutathione-disulfide reductase (NADPH) activity; flavin adenine dinucleotide binding. Bases 7 to 1545 code for a protein of 512 amino acids. NCBI's taxonomy places the organism in Eukaryota, Metazoa, Chordata, Actinopteri, Cyprinodontiformes, Rivulidae.
CUGGUUAUGGCAACAUUAAUAACACAGCUAAACCGGACGAAAGCAACAAGUUGGUUUAUUCUCAGAAAGCAACUUUCCUCGUCUCUUCUUCUCAGACACGGAGCUGUUACCCUCCGCAGCAGCAGCAGCAUCAUGGCCUCGGACUCUGAGACAAGCCGCUUCGACUUUCUGGUGAUCGGCGGCGGCUCUGGAGGUCUGGCCGCGGCUCGACGGGCGGCGGAGCUCGGGGCGAACACCGCGGUCAUCGAGAGCCACAAACUCGGAGGUACCUGCGUCAACGUUGGGUGUGUUCCAAAGAAGGUCAUGUGGAACGCAGCAGUUCAUGCCGAGUAUCUGCAUGAUCAUGGUGACUAUGGCUUUGAUGCUGAAAAUGUUAAGUUCAGCUGGGAAGUUCUUAAAGCCAAAAGGGAUGCAUACGUUUCUCGCCUAAAUCAGAUCUAUCGCAACAAUCUCGACAAAGCUAAAAUCCAAACCAUUCAAGGUUUCGCGAGGUUCACAGACGACCCUGAGCCCACUGUGGAGGUCGGUGGGAGAAAGUUUACGGCGCCUCACAUCCUCAUCGCCACCGGAGGGCAGCCUUCUGUUCAGAGUGAUGAUGAAAUUCCAGGAGCAAGUCUGGGCAUCACUAGUGAUGGCUUUUUUGAUCUGGAAACCCUCCCAAAACGCAGUGUGAUUGUGGGGGCUGGGUAUAUCGCAGUAGAAAUGGCUGGUAUUCUUGCCACCCUGGGCUCCAAAACAUCCCUCAUUAUCCGUCAGGCAUGCGUUUUGAGAAACUUCGAUGCAUUCAUAAGCGCAAACUGCACCAAGGAGCUGCAGAACAACGGCAUCGAUCUGUGGAAGAACUCUCAGGUGAAGUCCGUGACUAAAACGGACAGAGGCCUGGAAGUUACAAUCGCUACCAAAGACCCGGAGAAGAAGAACGGCGAGGAGAAGAUCGGCACCAUCGAGGAAGUGGACUGCCUUCUGUGGGCCAUCGGCAGGAAGCCCAACACGUCCGCACUGAACAUCAGCGGCUUGGGUGUGGAUAUUGAUGAAGGAGGCCAUAUUGUCGUAGAUGAAUUCCAGAGUACGACACGGUCGGGGCUCUACGGUCUCGGGGAUGUUUGUGGCAAAGCUCUUCUCACACCUGUGGCCAUCGCUGCUGGCAGGAAGUUGGCACACAGACUGUUUGAGGGCAAGAAGGACUCCAAGUUGGAUUAUUCUAGCAUCCCAACAGUGGUGUUCAGCCAUCCGCCCAUUGGCACUGUGGGCCUCACGGAGGAUGAAGCCGUUAAAACCAGUGGGAAAGAGAACGUAAAGAUCUACAAAACGUCUUUCACUCCGAUGUAUCACGCCAUCACAAGCAGGAAGAGUCCGUGCAUCAUGAAGCUGGUGUGUGUGGGCAAAGAGGAGAAGGUGGUGGGCUUGCACAUGCAGGGCCUCGGCUGCGACGAGAUGCUGCAGGGAUUUGCUGUGGCCAUCAAAAUGGGUGCUACCAAAGCAGAUUUUGACAACACUGUCGCCAUUCACCCAACCUCAUCCGAGGAGUUUGUGACGAUGCGUUGA